This is a messenger RNA of Lucilia cuprina (Australian sheep blowfly), 686 nucleotides long. RefSeq lists its product as uncharacterized. The annotation marks the transcript as partial. NCBI's taxonomy places the organism in Eukaryota, Metazoa, Arthropoda, Insecta, Diptera, Calliphoridae. The transcript has a single exon. The record is from RefSeq and is a predicted model, not a curated record.
ACAUUGCAGAAACUAGUGCUACACCCCUACUGGCCCGAGUUACUUUGCAAAAAGACUUCAAUAGUGUUUCGCUCGUUCCGGAUAAUGAACAAAACACAGUUGUGCCUAUACAAGAGCCUACAGCAUUACAACCAGAUUCAGAACAAAUAAAAGAAAUCCACACAGAAACAACCCAAAAUACAGAAGCACUGGAGGAAGCUACUACACUGCCAACGUUUGAAACCUCCGUAAAAGAAAUGGUUACAUUUAUUGAACACAACGACACCACAACUGUCAAACAAGAACAGGAAAACGAGGAAGAAGACUCAGUCACCACAAUUCAAACACAGACACAGGAACCGUUAACACAGGCUUCAUUUAUGGAAGAGCAACAGCAACAAUUGGAAUCAACAACCGAACAUCAUGCACAAACUCAGACAGCUGAUGCAAGUGGGCAAACAGCCACCACCACUACAGUUAAAAUUGAAGAUGAUGACACUUACAAACAAGAGACAACGGAAACGGAUAUACACUCAACUACUGUAGUGGAAGAAGAUGAAAUGGCGACAACUACUGCUGAACCAACAGCGGCGCCUGUAGAGCCAGAAGCGCGUUCUCUUUCCCUACCACCACCAAAAUUGGAAUAUUUACAAAAUGAAGAUGGUGUCGAAGUAUUUUAUGGUUAUUCAAUAGUUAAACAUAAUUAA